AUGACAAAUAUGAAACACACAAUUCCUGUAUUCCAUAUCCAGCCUGAUUUCCACGAAGUGAUUGAAGACUUACAGAAUCCUCCAAGAACUGAUGAUAAGCGCAACCAAACUGCAGUCGAUGAAGAUGCAUUCUAUAUAAAUAUGGAUAGGACUUUGAAUGAAGUGAAAGAAUACAGAAUUAGAGUCAGCAAUAAGGGCACGAGAUUCCAACCAGUGCAUGAUCGACAGAACACCUUCAAUCAUUCUUCGCAGAAUGGUAGAUUAUAUAACGCCGAGUUAGAUGGGCAACAAUCUGAAUUCUUAAUACCAGAUUGGACUUGGCAAAAUAACAUUGAUUAUCAACCUAGUAUACUUAAUAAUAAGACAUUCACCUCCAUCGACGUGAUCCAAAAUAAUUCGGCAGUGAAAUUCGCUGUAGGGGAUAAUGUGGGUAAUAUAUCGGUAUUUGAUGAUACAAUGAAUCUAACCUGUCAAUUAGAUGAUGCCCAUUUUGAUGAAAUCUCGAAUUUAAAGAUAUUCCCAAGCGGUGAAGUAUUAUUAUCUGCUUCCAUUGAUAUGCAAUUGAAAAUAUGGUCUUUAAAAGAUGGAUCAAAUCCUAGAACUUUCCUUGGUCAUAAGGGGAAAGUUACAGACACAGUUUUGAUUGAAAGAGGUAGAAACUUCUUAUCAUCAUCACGAGAUGGAUCCAUUAGAUUAUGGGAAUGUAGCACUGGUACCACGAUAAGAACAUUUACAAGAAAGGAAAAUCCAAAUGAUGCAAUUCUUUCCAUGGGGUUAUUGAGCAAUGAUAACCCCUUAACGAAUGAACCAGCUUCCAUGAAUGGAAACAGCCUGGACUUUGGGACAAAGGGUAAAACUGUUAUUUCGUCCCAUAAAUCUGGUGUGCUUACUUUGCAUGAUGUAUUUACUAAAGAAUCUCUUUUACAAAUGCCCAGUAUAUUCAUGGAACCAUGUAAUAGUGUAAUUGUUAAUCCACAAGAUAACAACUACGUGUAUGCAGGAUAUGAAAACGGGUCUAUCCUCAUAUGGGAUAUUCGUUCGAAUACAGUUCCAUUGGAGGAAGUCGUUAUCAAUAAAGGUAUUGCUAUAAAUGCAUUAAAAUAUUAUGAUAAUAAACUGGCAAUUUCUUCAGGAACUGAUACAAGCUUAUUGCUAGACUUAGAUAGUUCAGGUUCACAAUUCCAGAAUUAUAUCCCUACUUUUCUUGUAAACGAUGAUUGUCAAGUUACUUCUUUUGCUACAGACUCCAAGAAAAUCUAUAUAGUGGGUAAUAAUAGUUUCUGGGCUAGUUUCAAACUUUGA
Naumovozyma dairenensis CBS 421 is the source of this 1302-nucleotide messenger RNA. It is a transcript of the gene RPN14, whose product is annotated as Rpn14p. The transcript has a single exon. Gene Ontology annotation, molecular function: protein binding. NCBI's taxonomy places the organism in Eukaryota, Fungi, Ascomycota, Saccharomycetes, Saccharomycetales, Saccharomycetaceae. The coding region runs from base 1 to 1302 and encodes 433 amino acids. The record is from RefSeq and is a predicted model, not a curated record.